Messenger RNA from Adineta steineri, 777 nucleotides. NCBI's taxonomy places the organism in Eukaryota, Metazoa, Rotifera, Eurotatoria, Adinetida, Adinetidae. The record is from the annotation of a GenBank genome assembly.
AUGGUCAAUGAAGAUAGUAAUGAAAUACUGAUUACACAUAACAAUAAUAAUAAUAAUCUUGAACAAUCUCCAUCGCUCAAAUGGAAAAUAUUUCAUGGAAUAUAUUCAAUGUUAGGCGGAAUUUGUCUUAUUUGUGGAUCAUGCAUGUAUUUUGCAGACGUUAUUAGAUAUUCUUCAAUGGCAUUAACUGCUGGUGGAUGGUUUUUAACUGCAGGUUCAUUUUUUUUGUUACUUGCUGAUUUUCAACAAUGGUGGUAUGAUCGAAUUAAUUGUUGUUUGGAUAAAAAAUCUCAAAAUUUAUUACAACAUUCAAACUCAAUAAAAUUAAAUCGAUUGAAAAAUAGAAAAAAUGCAAUAAAUUCUUUUUUAGCUGCAUGUGGUUCAGCAUGCUAUGUUAUUGGAUCAAUUUUAUUAAUACCCGAUUUUGAAAAAUAUGCAAAUGUAGGUAAUAAAUUAAUUAUGAUUGGUUCUAUUAUAAUUUUUGUAUCUGCAAUUUGGAAAAUCUAUAGAAAUGGUUCUAUUAAUAUCAAAGAUCCAUCUGAUCGUCAUUUUCAUUUGAUAAAUAUUAUUAAUGAUAUACCUACUUUAUGUACUGAUAUUUGUAUUGGACUUGGUGGUGCAUUUUACUUUUUCGGUGUUUUUUUUUCACCACCAAAUUAUGAUACAAAUGAUUUUGAUAUUAAUAUAUCAGCUGCUCUUUGUGUAACUGGUGGUGGUUUCUUUUUUCUUGCUAGUCUUUUUCUUCAAUUUCAAUAUUAUUGUAAACAUCAUCAAUAG